Molecule: messenger RNA, 1008 nt
Organism: Penicillium manginii
Lineage: Eukaryota; Fungi; Ascomycota; Eurotiomycetes; Eurotiales; Aspergillaceae
Product: glycoside hydrolase family 43 protein
Exons: 2
Coding region: 1-1008 (335 amino acids)
Biological process (GO): carbohydrate metabolic process
Molecular function (GO): hydrolase activity, hydrolyzing O-glycosyl compounds
Source: RefSeq, a predicted model, not a curated record
AUGUUCCUCCCAUCCAUUUCACCCUCAAAAUUAGCAGCUCUUAUCUUACCCCUGCUACCAGGGGCUCUGAGCUCCCCUUUAAUGAAGCGGAGUGGCCCAUUUCUAGCUCUCCACACCGACUUUCCUGACCCCAGCUUCGUUCAAACACCUGAAGGCAAAUGGUAUGCCUUUGGCACGGAGGGCAAUGGCAAGCGAUUCCAGGUCGCUGAAUCAGAUGACUUCAAUUCUUGGACCCUUCUGAAUGUUGAAGCUCUGCCGAACGUUGCUGCUUGGGAAGAGGAUGCCCAGCACUUUGCCCCCGAUGUGAUACGACGGGAUGAUGGGAAAUACAUUAUGUACUAUUCUGCCAACUCCAAAAAAGUUGGCCCCAACCAAGAUGAUCACCAUUGCGUCGGCACUGCUAUCUCCGACGAUCCCAAGGGCCCAUAUAUUCCAAACGAUAAGCCCCUGGCUUGUGAUCUAGAUAAGGGCGGCGCCAUUGAUCCUGCCGGAUUUCGCGAUGCAGACGGUACUCUCUAUGUUACCUACAAGGUUAACGGUAACAGUAUUGGCCACGGAGGUGACUGCAACAACGGCGUCGACCCUCUCGUCCCCACACCUUUAGUGCUGCAGAAGCUUGCCAAAGAUGGUGUUACUCCUGCUGGAGAUCCCAUUCAAAUUUUGGAUCGCAACACUGCAGAUGGCGAUGGCCCUCUUGUCGAGGCCCCCAGCCUUGUCCUGUCGUCUGGCACUUACUAUAUUUUCUACUCAACGCAUUGUUACAACGAAGACACAUAUGACACCCGAUAUGCUACAGCAUCUAGCAUAACUGGUCCUUAUACCAAAAAUAAUCAGCAAUUACUGAAGACUGGGGAUCGACCUAGCUUGAUUUCUCCCGGUGGCGGCACUGUUCAUACGGAAGAUGGUGACCGGAUGCUUUUCCACGGAUGGUGUGAUGCCAGCAUGAAGCAGCGUUGCAUGUAUGGUGCAAAUGUUUCUUUGGAUGGGGCUAAGGUUUCUGUUGUCUAA